This is a messenger RNA of Symbiodinium sp. CCMP2592, 1083 nucleotides long. NCBI's taxonomy places the organism in Eukaryota, Dinophyceae, Suessiales, Symbiodiniaceae. The record is from the annotation of a GenBank genome assembly.
AUGAAGCAUGUUCAUCGUGCAGAGCUCGAUGGCAAGCUGUGUCCCUUCUACCCGCGCAGCCUUUCAAGGUUGAUCGGCGAGAGCAGUAUCAUUGUCCUCCCCGGCGGCAAAGGCCACCACAAGCACAAGCGCUUGCGAGGCAAGCUGCUCGCCAGCCUCGGGCCGCAAUACGUCCUCAGCAUUAUCCCCGAGAUCACGGCAAUGAUUCGCCAAAUGCUGGAUGGUCUCGUGAAGGACACAGAGCGACAAGGCUAUGCGGCAUUUCAGCCAGCGGCUACGGACCUGGCGGCGCGCGUCUCGGUGCUACCGAUCGCCGCGGGACUCGAGGAUGCAGAUCAGCAGCGCUUUCAGACGCUUCUCGAUACCGCCCUUCUGGGCCUCUACGCGUUUCCCAUCAACCUCGGCCGAUUCUCGGCCCACGGCCGCGCGCUGAUCGCGCGGCGCGACAUCGACGAAAUCAUCUCCAAGGCAAUGGCUGGCCCAAACCAACAGCGGCAGAACAUCGUUGCUGACCUGGCGAAGGAUUCACAGGAUGGCCAUGGAUUCACCAAGGAGGAGAUUUCGGACACACUGUUCAGUCUGCUGGUGGCGGGUAAGAUGACAACCUCAGAAGCUUUUCCAUUCUUGUUGGUGCAGCUUUGCAAACACCCGAGCUGGAUCCCGCGCAUCGCUGCGGAAAGCCUCGAGAUGACAAACCCCGAGGAGAAUUCGGCCACUCUGCGCUUCGUGCGCGAGGCCUUGCGGUUGAAGCCACCAGCUGGCGCGUUCCGACGGGUGAACCGGAAGGAGGACCUGGACCUCGGGGAGCACGGCGUGGUGCCCAUGGGCUGCCCUAUGGCGAUCGACCUCAGGGCAGACCUCAAGGACAUGGGACAAACGUUCGAUCCGGAGCGGUGGCUAACCGAAGCAAAGGACAAGUUUACAGUCUUUGGCGGGAAUCAGCCCCACGAGUGCAUCGGGAAGCAUUUGGCGCUGGUCGAACUGCAGCUCUUCGCGCGCAUCCUGUGCCGCGAGUACAACUUCCAGGCGGGCAUUAGCAUUAUUAUUAGUAUGAGUAUUGUUAGCAAUCAGUAUUGGUAUUAG